Molecule: messenger RNA, 2277 nt
Organism: Didymodactylos carnosus
Lineage: Eukaryota; Metazoa; Rotifera; Eurotatoria; Philodinida; Philodinidae
Source: the annotation of a GenBank genome assembly
AUGUAUGCUAGCGGUACUGAAUCAAAUUUGAAUCCAGAUAUUGAAGUAAUUAGCUCGCCAAAGGGUGCUGGUGGUCGAACACGUGACGAGAUAUGGGCACAUUUUGAUGAUUAUGGCGAUGCUAAAACAGCUGGGCAUAAAAAAUGUAAAUGUAAAUAUUGUAAUAUCACAUUUCAAUAUGCAAAAUUACCGAUGAUGUAUCGGCACAUCUCACAUGAAUGUGAACACAUAUCAAGUAUCAAUCCAAAUGGUCUAAAAGAAAUACUUGUCAAGUUAAACAGUAGUACAACUGAUACUAGUAACAGUAAACGUCUGAAAACCCAUAAUUUAACAUCAACAACACCAUCGACAUCGUCUAAAUCAUUAAUAACGACGAUGCCAAAAUGCAGUAAACAAUUAAACAUGGAUCAAUUCGGCACACGUGCUAUUUUACCAAGUGAAAAACAAUCAAUCGAUCAAACAUUAGUUCGAGCAUUUGUUAUGAAUGGAAUGUCAUUUAUGACUAUUGAUAAUAUUUUUUUCAAAGAAUUUUUACUUAAAUUAAAUCCUAUGUAUACUCCUCCAGAUAGAAAAAAAUUAUCUCGUGAUUUGUUGACGAAAGAAUUAGUUAAUGUUGAAACAAGAAAUAAUGAUUUGUUGAAUGAAUCUGAACAUCUUACAUUAAACGUUGAUGGUUGGACAGAUCAAGCUGGACGCUCAUUAUAUGAAUUUAAUGCAAUCACUGAAUAUAGAAAAUGUAUCGUUCUGGCAUUAAAAGAUCUUAGUUCACACUCUCAUACAACGAUAUUUCUGAAUGAUGAAUUAGAAAGUGUACUAAAAAAAGUAUCAGUAAAUUGUGAUGUUAAUUCAAAAAUUCGAGCCAUUGUCACUGAUAAUCCAAAUGUUAUGAAGAGUAUGCGUGAUUUAUUUAUAGCACAACCGAGCAAUCAACACAUUCUUUCAUUACGUUGUUUUGCACACGCGCUAAAUUUGAUAGCUUCUGAUGUUAUUAAACAUUCAUAUUCGACCAGAAUAUUGUCUCGAUUAUCAAUCGUCGCGACAUAUUUUAAUCAAUCACACCAGUCAAAAGCACAGUUGAAAUUUGAAGCCAAACGAAUGAAGGCCAAAAAGGAAACAUUAGAUACGGUCGCUGAUACUCGUUGGACUACUGUUGCGGAUAGUCUACAUUCGUUUUUAUUGUUACGAAUUCCAUUAUUAACAAUCGUAACUGAAAAUGAUGAUCGGCUACCACAAAAAGUUAAAACAGUUGUUAAUGCAAGAAAUUUUUUUUAUGAAAUAGAAAAUGUAUAUGGAAUAAUGAGAGUGUUAGCGUAUGGAGUUGGUAUCAUACAAUCAAAUUCAGCUACUAUGGCAGAUUGCUAUUUAAUUUUAAUAUAUAUUAAUCGUUUGACAAACGAGUUUGUACGUAGUAGUGAAACAAAAGAAUUUGGUCGGUUUGUUAGCAAAGUAGUCAAUAUUCGUCUUAGAGAAUUUCAGAAUUUUUAUUAUGCUGCCAGUUUCUUUUUACAUCCCAAAUAUCGUGGUGCAGGGCUAUUAACAGAUUGUCGUAGUCAGGUAUAUAAAACAAUUGCUGAAUAUAGUAAAAGAAUUGGAAAUAAUCAAGCAACAACCAAAAUGGUUAUUGCGUCCUUACAACGUUAUGAAAUGAAGAUUGGACCGUAUAGUUUGAAUUAUUCAAAAGAUGAUACGCCAUCUAGUUGGUGGGCUAUGGUUCGUGACCAGACUAAUAAAAAUUCAUUGAAAGAUAUAGCGAUAAGAUUAUUUUCUAUCACACCACAUUCUGUAAUGCCAGAAAGAUUGUUUUCUAUUUUGGAUUGGCAACAUUCGAAACGUAGAAAUCGUUUAAAUCCAUUUACAUUGGAAGCCAUAACAAAAAUUCAUACCUAUCAUUGUAAUAGCAGUAAUUCAGUCAUUGAUAUGGAAAAAAUAGAAGAAGCAUUAUCCGAUGAAUUGAAGCCUGUUGAAAAUGAGAAUGACCUGAAUGAUAACACAAAAAAGUUCAAUGAUCAUAUAAAUGAGAACCAUCAAAUAUUAUGUCAGUUAACUGACUCAGAAUUAAUUAGCGAAAACGAUAUUGAGGAUAAAGACUUAUUGAAUAUAUCAUCGUUAGUGAAUUCUGAAGAUAGGGAUAUAACAAAUAUAUUCGUUGAACUUGGUUUAUUAGACGAAGAUGUACAAGAACAAAAUGAUACUCAAACAGCAAGUAGUCAAGAUAGAAAUGAUGAUGAGGAGGAUUAUGAUAUAGAUGAAUUGGUCAAAGCAGCAAUCGCUACUUGA